Molecule: messenger RNA, 2085 nt
Organism: Alternaria triticimaculans
Lineage: Eukaryota; Fungi; Ascomycota; Dothideomycetes; Pleosporales; Pleosporaceae
Exons: 3
Coding region: 1-2085 (694 amino acids)
Source: RefSeq, a predicted model, not a curated record
AUGGUCGCCGCUGUCGAGGCAGAUAUGGACAUCAACUACGAGAUGAAGGAUCUCCAACAUUCGCUGCGGAACGCGACGCUGGAACUCAGUCUCGAGCGGAGUAAGCAUUCGGUCGAAGUAGUAGUCAAAGACGAGGAGAUCCGGAAGUUGCAAGUUGCCCAGUGCCUCCUGCAAGACGAGAACAGCGACCUACACGAACAACUCGAGGAGGAGCAGGCGCGAUCCGACGAGCUCGAGGCAUCGCUCGAAGAGGCCCUUGCGCAGUUGGACGAGCAACGCGCAGAGGCAGAGGCAGCACAAAACACCAUCCGCACCCAGGCGCGGGAAGUCGCGAAUCUCAAGGCCGAACUCAAGGCUAUGGAAAACGUCACAUCCGACUCCAACAAGAUACUUUCCGAUAAACUCGCCCUCUCCCGCGAAAUCUCAUCACUACGCCCCGAAGUCGAACACCUGCGCGCCCAGGUCGAAGCAAACACCGGCCUGCUCUCUGAGAAACUCGCAUUGCAACGCCAGAUGACUACGCUACAAGUCGAACUCGAGAACGAGAAGCGGACCUCCGCCCGUACCAUCGCGAAACAGGGGAAGAAGAUGGAGCAGGAUGAGGACCUGCGCAACGAGUUGGAGGAGGUACGCAAUGAGCUCGCAACGGAGAAGAAGGACCGGAUGAAGGCAGAGGCAGGGCUUACAAAGGCUGAAAAGGCCAUGGAGAAGGUGCAGGCCGAUCUGGAGUCGCAACAACAGGCAACCGAAAGUCUGCAGGCCAAGGUCGAGAGCCUGUCCAAGAAGGAGGCCAACAAGGCCAGCAAGCGCAGUGAGGCCCAAGAUGCCGCGAUUGAGCAACUCCGCGAGGAACUACAACAAGAAAAGGCUGCACGCCUACAAGCCGAGAAAGCCCGCAAAGACACCGCCGCCCGCGAUGCUGAGAUCGAAGAGCUGCGACAGGAACUCGAACAAGAGAAGCGCGAGCGUCAGAAGGCGGAGAAGGCGGAGAAGGCUUCGAGGAAGGGUUCGCAACAACCCGACGAUCAAGCCGAAGCUGCAAAGAAAGAACUGGAAGAAGAGAAGCGCGAGCGCAAGAAGCAAGAGAAGGAAUACAAGCAGACCUUGGCCGAACUGCAGGGCAAGAACGCGGUUCUCGACGACAAGCUGAGCGCUUUCCGCGAGAAGCUGCGAACGACCAAGGAGAAGUUGAAGGAGAAGGAAGCCGAGCUUCAGAGGGUAGACCGGGCACAGACCGCACCACCUGUCAAGAGCAUCGCAGCUGCGUCUAGCAAGCCCGCAAAGACUGCUCGAAAGCGUAUGGCUGCCACCGCCGAGCCAGAGACUAUGCUGGGUACACCAGGAGACGGCUUCCCUGCGAAGAAGGCGAAGCGCGGCACUUCGGUCUCUGCCAUGGGUGAUACAUCCACUUUCUCCUUAACGCCAUUCCUGAACAAAGCUAGCAAUAUAGCACUUGACAGUCCCAUCGUUGAAGAAGAGGAAGAAGCCGAGCAAGUCGAAGAAGAAGCUGCUGAAGAGCAAGGUACUCCGACAGCGCCUCCCAAGAAAGCCCUCAAGAAGACUGCCCAACCCAAGGUCAAGGCCCUCGCGCCAUCAGCAUCGAGCAAGGCAAACGCAAAGCCACGCAAGAAGAACGCUGCCCCAGUCCUCGAAAUGGUCUCAGAGGAAGCAUCUGAGCUCUCGCACAACACAUCCAAAGACGCAUCCGAAAACGCACCCGUAUCCAUCCCGACCAAAGACGGCGAUGGCCCAUCCAAGAAGUCCAGUAAAGUCAAGCCUCGCAAGUCCCUCAUGUCCUUUGCCACAUUUACCGAGGAACCCGCAGCGGAGAAGAAGAAGAAGCGCAAGCUUGGUGCAGGUGCCGGCAAGACGCUCUUCGAUUCGGAAGAUGCCGAAGAUGCUGCGCCCCUGAAGCCUGUUGGUCUCAGCAAAGGCCUAUUUGCGGCGAGGGCCCUGAGUAAGAAUGUGUUGGGUAAGCAGGGCCAGGGACGCCCCAUUUCGGGCGGAUUCAACAUGAUGAGUGAGGAGGCGUUUACCUUCUCGCCGCUCAAGAAGGAUCGGAGAGGAGCGAGUAUCCUGAAGUAG